Cokeromyces recurvatus is the source of this 1594-nucleotide messenger RNA. RefSeq lists its product as uncharacterized. NCBI's taxonomy places the organism in Eukaryota, Fungi, Mucoromycota, Mucoromycetes, Mucorales, Mucoraceae. Bases 1 to 1551 code for a protein of 516 amino acids. The record is from RefSeq and is a predicted model, not a curated record. The transcript has 6 exons.
AUGGAUCAUAAUGGCUUGCUUUUAUCUUCUACUAAAGAUAAAAAGAUUCAGACAACUACACCUACUCCUCCUAGUGAAAAGUCAAGUGUAACUGAAGAAUAUCAAGCACAUCAAGUUCUACAAGGUGAAUUUGAACCUGAACAACAUUUUUAUCCUCGUGUCUUGAAUGCUCAAAUACAUCCUUUGAUUCAAUCUUUCUUUACUUUGGGUAAUGAACGUAUCAUUGCUCGUUAUACUCAUCUUAAUCCUCAAGUAAAAGCUGAAGACUUGAAACAAAUUCUUUCUUAUAGUCCUCAACAUUUUCAUUGGGCUGGUUCUGAUUUGUUUAAUGUAACUACUGCCUCUGGUCAUCGUCAAAUGAUCGUCAUCGAGACUAACUCCUGUCCUUCUGGUCAAAAAUCAAUGCCUUUACUUUCUGAAACGGAUGAGCAUAAUGAACAAGGUGGCUAUCGUUUAGUUAUCGAGACUGCCUUUCAAGAUCAGUUAAGUAAAGCAGAUCCUAGCUUGGGUGGUUUAGCUGUAGUCUGUGACAAGAAUAUGAUGGAAUCAAGUGGUUAUGCUGCUGUCUUGGCUGAUGUAGCUAAAGAACCUGUUUGGCUUGUUGAAUGGUAUGUGAAUGAUCCUGAUCCUAAUCUUAAGUGGGAGGAUCGUAUACUAUAUGUUCGAGAUAAGGAUAGAGUAUGGCAUCCUAUUCGUGCUUGUUUUCGUUAUUUGACGCAAAAACCGUGGAAUCGAUUCCCUUUAAAAACAAAAACAAUCGUUAUGAAUCAAAUUAUUAGUUGUUUGGCGGGUGGUCGUAAUAAGAUGAUGGCAGCAAGAGCUUAUGAUUUCUAUAAUAAAGAUAUUUAUCGUACUGGUCUUAGUAUUAAAACCCCCGAGACAAUUAAUAAUGUAACAAGGGGAGAAAUCCCUCUUUGGUUAAGAUCCAUGGGUGGUCAUGCUGUCCUUAAGGUACCCUAUAGUAACGCCGGUCAAGGUGUCUAUACAAUCACAAAUCAAACCGAAUUGGACAACUUUAUGAGUGAAGAGCAUCAUUAUGAUAAAUUUAUCGUGCAAUCUUUAGUGGGUAAUGCUUCUUGGUCUAGUGAUACUACCACAGGUAAAUUCUAUCAUGUUGGUACCAUACCAAAUAAGAAGAACAAUACCUACGUAAGCGAUCUACGUAUGAUGGUGACUGGUAGUUCACAAGGAUUUCGUCCAAUUUGUAUUUAUGGUCGUAAAGCGAGACUUCCACUUGCAGGAUCAUUAAAACCAGAUGACGAUACGUGGAAUAUGUUGGGUACAAACUUAUCUGUAAAAUUACCUGAUGGUGGUUGGACAACAGAUACAUCCAGGCUAAUCCUUAUGGAUAGAAAGGACUUUAAUCAACUUGGAUUAGGAAUUGAUGACCUUAUUGAUGCUUAUAUUCAAACUGUAUUAGCUGUCAUUGCUAUUGAUCGUAUGGCUAUUCGUUUAAUGUCUAAUGGUAAAUUUGAUUAUGAGUUAUUCGAGAGUUUAAAUCCUGAUAAUGCCUUGAUGAAUGAAAUAAGACAAGCUAAUUCUGACUUUUAAAAUUACAUGAUACACAUUAUACUAUAUAAACAAGCAUGCAUAC